Messenger RNA from Centruroides sculpturatus (bark scorpion), 1662 nucleotides. RefSeq names its product set1/Ash2 histone methyltransferase complex subunit ASH2-like. Lineage: Eukaryota; Metazoa; Arthropoda; Arachnida; Scorpiones; Buthidae. The record is from RefSeq and is a predicted model, not a curated record. Gene Ontology annotation, cellular component: Set1C/COMPASS complex. The transcript has 9 exons. Gene Ontology annotation, molecular function: protein binding; transcription cis-regulatory region binding. The coding region runs from base 166 to 1335 and encodes 389 amino acids.
AUUUUUACUCUGCUAGUGACAGAAAUACAUUUAAAAUGUGAAAAAAGAAAAAGAUACUUCACUGUAAGAACAGUUUUUGGAAUAAUGUUCUCCUGUUGCUAGAAAGCAGCUGGAAAAAAUUUGGGAUAAUCCUGGAAACCAGGACAUGUGGUACCAAAGUAGAAAAUGUUUUUACUCUAUGAAGACAUAUUGCUGGGAUUACAAGAUAUGAUUUUUUAUAUUUUUACAUAUAUCAAAAAAUGUUCUUUUACAGAUUUUAGUCAGAUGUGUGCCACUGCAAUUGCAAAUCUUUUACAACAAAAUAGCCCUAAAACAACAUUUUCAAAAGAUAAAGAUAUCAUACCUUUUAUUGAAAAACAUUGGGAACACCUUACAACCAUGCCACGAAGAAUAAAACAAACUUGGCAUACGACAGUGUUUAAAACAAUGUUAAAAGACAGUGAAAUAUUUCUUGUUGAAGAAAAGAAUCUUGAUGAUUAUUCUGAUGACUAUCCUCAUUUUGGUCUUGUUAUUAAUGAUUUAUCAAAGAUUGGACCAAAUUAUGAAUCUCUAAUAAAGGCUGGUCAGGUUAAACAACCAAUGCAAGAUUUUGCUUUUAAUCAAAAUGUUGGUUUUAUUAGUGGAAAAGGAAGAAGUGCAAAAAGAAAAUUUCCAGGAGAUGGACAGUCUGCUUCUACAGGUAAAAAGCCAAGAAGUGAUUUAACAAUGCCUAAAUUACCACCUCAUGGCUAUCCACUAGAACAUCCAUUUAAUAAAGAUGGAUAUAGAUAUAUCUUAGCAGAACCAGAUCCUCAUGCACCUUUUCGUCAAGAAUUUGAUGAGAGUCCAGAUUGGGCUGGAAAACCAAUACCUGGCUGGUUGUAUAGAAAACUUACACCAAAUUUUGUAUUAUGGGCUUUACAUGAUAGAGCUCCACAAUUAAAGAUUGGAGAAGACAGGAUAUUUGUAACUGGAGAGAAAGGCUAUUGCAUGAUUCGUUCUACUCAUGGUAUAAAUAAUGGUAUAUGGUACUUUGAAUGCACAAUAGAAGACAUGCCAGAUGGAUCUGCAACAAGAUUAGGAUGGUCUCAAGCUUUGGGAAACUUGCAAGCUCCUUUGGGAUAUGAUCGAUUUAGUUAUUCUUGGCGGUCUCGUAAAGGAACUAGAUUUCAUCAAAGCAUGGGAUAUCACUACAGUGAUGGUGGUUAUGGUCAAGGAGAUACACUUGGUUUCUUAAUUUAUCUCCCAAGAGUGGAUGAUACUGUAAUUCUUCCACCAACUUAUAAAGAUAAGGUAACCAGUUUUUUACAUUUAACUAAAAUUAACCGUAGUUUAAAAGAGAAUCAAGAUAUAUGAAUAUUGGAAAGGAAAAAGAAGGGAGGAAGAAAAUCUUAUACUUGCUUUUAUAUGGAGGGGAAGCUGAGCCAAUAUUUAUAUUUAAGGAUGCACCGAUUAAUCGGUAAGUAAUCGGUAAUCGGCCACUUAGCCGAUUAAUCGGUAUCGGCCAUUCUCCCCGAUUAAUCGGUUUCGAUAAUCGGCCAAUUUUACAUUUUGGUAUUUUUGUCAGAAUGUUACGUACAAUGCUGGUAAUAAAAACUAAUAAAUUUCUGUUAUAUAUUUAUUAUUUAUUACAUGACAAUCUGAAUAUUAAAAAAAUUUUGCUAAUCAAAUUAUUCCUUUUAU